GGACUGGCUCUGUAAUUCUUAAACCAAUGGCUGUUAUUGGGCCCAAGGUUAUAAAUGUAGGUCUAGUUACAAGUUUAUGUGUGGGCUCUAACUCAAAGCCGAGUAGAGAUCACUUCUCUGUUUGGUUCGUUCCUCGAAGCUACUUCACUUGCCUCAAGUCUUAUCCCAUACACUGGAACAGCAAUACAUUCGGGUUAGGUCCACUCAAUCUGCACAACAAAGGUUUGUUCUGAGUUUUACUCUUACAAGCUGUGGUCAACUUGUAGUUUUAGGUAAGAGUAAGACCCAUUUCUUAAGUCUUGGUUCUGUUUGAUGUUAGUGGUACUAUUUGGAUUUUGGAAGCAGGGUCUUGUUGAGUCAAACGCGAAGACUGUAACUAAACUGUAGAUGUUGAUAGCGUAUAAUUGGAUGAGAACACGUUGAAGCAAGAUCUCGAGGCUGCGAUACAUGAAGAAAACUACGUGGAGGCAGCUAAGAUCCGGGACAUACUAAAAGAGCUUCAAGAAGACAAUAAAGCCUCUGUUUUGUCUGCCAACACUCGGUUCUACCAAGCUUUCACCUUUCAGAAACGGGGAUUUAGCUGAGAUGGAAUCUUUAUGGUCCAAAUCUGGAAAGCCCUGUUGUGUCCAUCCAGGAGCUAAAGGCAUAACCGGGUAUGAUGACGUGAUGGAAAGCUGGGAAGUUGUGUGGAUGAACUACGAGUUCCCGUUACGGAUUGAGCUGAAAGAUGUUGAGGCUGAUGUACGAGGGGAAGUAGGUUAUGUAACGAGUAUGGAGUUUGUGAAGACUAAAGGGAGUAGUAGCUGGGGAGCUCAGUUUGUGUCGAAUGUGUUUGAACGGAUAGAUGGGCAGUGGUUUAUAUGCAUUCACCAUGCUUCUCCUGUUGAUAUUUGAUCUAAGAACCCGACGAAAUGGUACGCAAGUUCUGACGUUUGAUGUUCUUGUGUUUGUAAUAUAUAUGUAUGAAUUCUAUAGUGUUUUGUAGGCGCAACAAUGUUUUUAUAACAA
This is a messenger RNA of Brassica napus (rape), 1008 nucleotides long. Its product is annotated as F-box protein SKIP8-like. NCBI's taxonomy places the organism in Eukaryota, Viridiplantae, Streptophyta, Magnoliopsida, Brassicales, Brassicaceae. The record is from RefSeq and is a predicted model, not a curated record. Bases 586 to 894 code for a protein of 102 amino acids. The transcript has a single exon.